Molecule: messenger RNA, 2328 nt
Organism: Hydra vulgaris (swiftwater hydra)
Lineage: Eukaryota; Metazoa; Cnidaria; Hydrozoa; Anthoathecata; Hydridae
Biological process (GO): double-strand break repair via homologous recombination
Cellular component (GO): Shu complex
Molecular function (GO): single-stranded DNA binding
Source: RefSeq, a predicted model, not a curated record
AUAAAAUGCAAAAGAAAAAAGUAAGAGUUGAAUCAAUUCGUUCGGGACACUAAAUUAGAAAUAAAGUUACUGUAGUACGUGUUGUUUUUCCGAUAUAGCACAGCAAAAACUCAACACACUGCCUUAUUAAAAAUUUAGUAAAAACAUAAACAAAGCAUACAAAUCAUCUCUUAGUCAAAUAAGCAGUUAUCAAUCUUUACUAAAAUAUGUAAGAAAUGAGGUGUCAUUCACACAUGGAUGUAUAUUUUAAUAUUUACAAAAAUAUUCAUAUUGCCUUUGAAUUUUGUCACUUUGAUUUGUCUUUGAUAAAAAUAAAACAUUUUAAAGAAAAAAGGUGAAACCUGGAAGGAGAGUGAAACAUGUUUAUAUUCCAUGUUAAACGUGGAAUAUGUGAAAUCAAAACACAUGUACAUUAAAAAAAAAGAGUUUAUUUUGUCCUUGUUUUUCAAACCGACUGUAUCAGUUAAGAAAAACUGUUUGUUGUUGAAUUCAUUUAAUUAUCGAAGGUUUAGUUACAAAUAUUGCUUUGGACAAAAAGUUUCCAAAAUAAACUUGGGUAUAGCUUCAAAAAGUUUCUCGUUCUACUGAUAAAAUUUUCGAACAAUAAUUGUAAACAGUUGCAUUGAUGUUGUUUAGUAAAUUCAAGAAAAAGUUUUUUUUUAAUUGAAAAGUAUGGGUCUGCAAUUUUUCUUAACAGCUUUUAACUGGUGGCAUCGUAUUUAUAUUACACUUAUUUCCACCUAUCCUUAGAUUGGUGGAAAUAAGUUUAACAUUACUUAAAUUGACUGGUGGAUUAGUGUGUGUUGUUAUCCUUUUUUUUUAAUUAGUGUUUUAACUUUCAAAAUACUCUGAUGAACAGAAACAAUUUGAGUGUGGUAUUUUUAAAGAUGUAGUAGGUUUGAACUCCUUACCUCUUGUUUAGAUUUUUUUUUUAAAUGAAUUAAAAAAAUAUGUAUUUCCUACCCACACCUUAAAGUUUAAAAAAUAAUAAUAAUAUCCAUACAUUUAGCCCCACUUAUCUUUAGUUCAGUUGGUAUAAAAUCAACACAUGGUAGGGCAGAUUUACUUUUGGAAGUUUUAUUACGUGAUCUACAUUAUUUGAAUUUUGGUAGCACUGAAUUUAUUGUUUUAAAAUGAUUAUGGUUAUUGUUUCAUAUUAUAGUUGACGAUAUAUCCACCAUGGCUGAUAUAAUUACUAGCAUAGCAUUCAAAAAAAUAUUAAUGUUAAAUUAUCUGGAAGAAGAUAAAAAUAUAGAUCAUGAAUUAUUUCCUAAUCAUUCAAUACUUAGAUACUUGGUUUGUGGUCCUAAAAAUUGUGGGCGAACAAGUUUUCUUUUUGAAUUAGCAUUUCAAUUUGCAGAAAAUGAGAAAAAUGUGUUAUUUAUAAGCAACAAACAACUUGGGUCCUUGCCUUGUUUGUUUAAUUUUCGAUCCCAGCCAUCGUCACAUUCACUUAAAAGAAUUAAGAUUUUUUACACACCAAAGCCUAAUGAGUUUUUGAAGUUAAUGGCUGAAAUUCAUUUAGAAGAUUUGAUUUAUGAUUUAAUUUUAGUAGAUAACUUUGAUGAAAUAUACAAUCAUAAUAUGAAAGAACCUUUAUCAACUGCUACUAAGCUGUGUGCAUUUUUAUUUGAUGCUGUGGAUUAUUUUCAAAGCAAUGGGGCUAGAACAAUUUUGGCAGUUUCUAUCACAUGUCAUUCUGGUUGCACCAAAUUUAUUGAGGUGUUAGAGAAACAAUUAUAUAACCGUAUCGAAUAUUAUCCUCAUCAUAGUGGUAUUGGUUAUGUUAUAAAGAGCAGCAGUUGUUUAGGUAGUGACAGUGACAGCGAUGUUAUUGGAAUUCAUUCUUAUUUCAAAGAAGGACAAAUAUGGUUGGAUUUAUAGUAUAAAUCCAUUACAUUACAUUACAUUACAAGUGUAUAUAGUGUUCCCAAGUAUGGAAGUUAAAAAUUUUUUUUUUAAGCCAAAAAACUAAAAAGAAAUCGAAAACAACAAUUUUAAAAAUACUUUGUGAGUUCUAGACUCCUUUACAGAGUCUGAACUCUUGAGUUCCAAUCUGUGAUUUCCUAUCUCUGGUUCAUAUUUUUUUAUUGUACUCAAAACAAAUUUUUGAAUUAAGUUGCAACCAUGUUUAACAUUUUGUCAACCUUCCUGUUGAAAAGAAACUAAGAAAAAAGUUUGUUGCAAGAGUUUUUUGUUGUUAUUUUUUUUGCUUAUAUAAAUGUGUGUGUGUGUGUGUAUAUAUAUAUAUCUGCGUGUGUAUUGAUUGUAUAUAAAUAGAGAAUAAAAAUGUAUUUUUUUUCACAAAAUUUCUCUAAUUUUUAUUAA